Paramacrobiotus metropolitanus is the source of this 2336-nucleotide messenger RNA. RefSeq names its product tRNA-dihydrouridine(47) synthase [NAD(P)(+)]-like. Gene Ontology annotation, molecular function: flavin adenine dinucleotide binding; metal ion binding; tRNA dihydrouridine synthase activity. Gene Ontology annotation, biological process: tRNA processing. Lineage: Eukaryota; Metazoa; Tardigrada; Eutardigrada; Parachela; Macrobiotidae. The record is from RefSeq and is a predicted model, not a curated record.
UGUGAUUUUUCAGAUUUUAACUUUCAAAUAGGUACUUAUUUUACCUCAGCGGUUCGGGUUAUUACGACUAGUUUUUCAGCUGUCCUACCGAUACUGAUACAGGUAGUUAUUAAUUUUAUUUUUAAAUUAGGUUAGGCGGCUUUGUAAUGGAGGCUGAUGAAGCUUUGCAACGUGAAAUCCCCUCCUCUAGCGAAACGAGUGGUAAGAGAAAGGAUAACGUCACCGACGAUGAAUACGCAAAAGGGAUGGCAAAAGUCAAAGCGGAAUACCUGCUCGUCAAUUAUGUUAGACAACUCGAUCCGUCCUACCUUAGCGUCGAAGACAGGCAGAAGCUGGAAAACGACAAUAAGGCGCCAAACCCCGAGGAAUCCACUGCGGUGGCGGAGGGGAAAAAGCCAAAACUGAAAGGACGAAAUAAACGGCGUGCCGGGAAUAUCUUUCGCGAAGGGCUGAAAAUGUGUUCGUUCCUGGUUCGUCAGGCACCCUGUCCAUUUGGGGACAAGUGUCGAUACAGCCAUAGCGUUGAGGAUUAUUUAAAGCAGAAGGAACCUGAUAUUGGUGAUCAGUGUCCGAACUUCGUGAAGAAUGGCUCGUGUCCAUAUGGCUUCACAUGCCGAUUCGCCAAGGCGCACGCGCAGAUGGACGACGAUGCAAUUCUUUCGAGGACCGCAUCCGAGGGAAAUUCUGUGCGGAAUGUGAUUUCCGACGAAAUUAACGGCAUGUCGAGGGAGCUGCAGACUUUAUUACGGAAAAGAAAAUUUGAAUUUUGUGAUGCGAGGAGAAGAUCGGCGAAACUGAAGAAUGAAGUCAUUGAUAACGAUGUUGAAAUUAUCCGUACCGAUGCAGAAAUUAAACCUGUGGGAUGUGUCACCGACGAAGGGGAAAUUCGUUUACGAUCAGCCGAAAGGAAAACAGUGGAUUUUCGGGAUAAAUUGUACUUGUCUCCUUUAACGACUGUCGGUAAUCUUCCCUACAGGCGCAUUUGCAAGCGCUUGGGCGCAGAUAUCACCUGCGGAGAAAUGGCCUUAGCCGGCAAUCUGCUGAGUGGACAGCAGAGCGAAUGGGCUCUUAUGGUGCGGCAUCAGAGCGAGGAUAUUUUUGGCGUACAGGUAUGUGGCAGCAAACCGGAUAUGAUGGAAAAGUUGGCUUAUUUGCUAAAAUCAGAAGUGUCAGUGGAUUUUGUGGAUAUUAAUUCUGGAUGUCCGAUUGAUCUGGUGUGCAACAGUGGCAGCGGAUGCGCAAUGAUGGGACGGCUGCAGCGAAUGGAAGGCGUCGUACGGAAUAUGUCCAGUGUUCUGGAUGUUCCUUUGACGGUGAAAAUGCGGACAGGAAUUAGUGACAAUAAAAACAUUGCUCACGAGAUAAUUCCGAAAGUUUAUGACUGGGGAGCUAGUAUGAUUGCCCUGCAUGGACGGUCAAGAGAUCAGCGAUAUACUCGACUGGCAGAUUGGGAUUACAUUGCCAGGUGUGCCGAAAUUGCCAGCCCACGGCCACUUUUUGGCAAUGGCGACUGCAUGAACUUCGAAGAUUAUUAUGAUCACAUGGAAAACACGAAGAUUGCCGGUAUCCUUAUCGCGCGUGGCGCACUUAUUAAACCCUGGAUCUUCACGGAAAUCAAGGAGCGCCGACACUGGGAUAUAUCCGCCAAUGAGCGGUUCGAUAUUUAGGAUUACGCCCGGUACGGAUUGGAACACUGGGGCUCCGAUACGAAGGGCGUAGAGAACACGCGGAGAUUUCUGUUAGAAUGGAUGUCGUUUACGCAUCGCUACAUUCCGGUGGGCAUUUUGGAGAGGAUUCCGCAGCGAAUUAAUGAACGCCCACCAUAUUAUCAGGGCCGGUCGGAUUUGGAGACCUUGCUGAGUUCAGCUCAUUGCCGGGACUGGAUUAAGUUAAGUGAAAUGCUGCUGGGCCCGGUGCCGGAUGGGUUUACGUUUUUACCAAAGCAUAAAGCCAACGCUUGGAAAUGAUAUUUUGCUGAUUGUGAACGAGCAUCUGGUGCAUUUGUUGAAAAGGUCAUAUCUUGUUAUACUUACAUGAUUGUCCGUUUGACACCGUUAUUUAUUUUCUGGAAGUUGAGUUCCAAAUGUACGAAAUUCGUGGAGCUAGUGCACUGCAAGUUUGUUUUUGGUCUGUCUCGAUGACGGAUUAUGCGACAGCUUCUUGCUGUUGUAAACCUGCGGCUUUAAAAUUUGAUGGUGCAGUGCAACCUUGAAUUGUCUGUGUCAGUAUCAUUCAAAUGAGUGAUGCUGAUACCGUAAUAAUAUGUUAUGCAAGUUGCAGAGAAUUUGCGGCUUGAUUUGGGUCGAUGUACGCGAGCUUAAAUAGUUACAAUGCAU